Miscanthus lutarioriparius is the source of this 396-nucleotide messenger RNA. The record is from the annotation of a GenBank genome assembly. NCBI's taxonomy places the organism in Eukaryota, Viridiplantae, Streptophyta, Magnoliopsida, Poales, Poaceae.
AUGCCACUGUUUGUCGUCGAGCUGGUGGGGCCAAGCCCCCCGGACUCGAGGGCCCCCCCAGCCGCGGCAGGUCUGUAUGCCUAUCGCCUUCAACGUUGUCUCACGCUGCGCCCCCCAAAAAUCCAGCUCUGGACCAUUGCAUUGGGGCCUUAUAAUGCAGCUCCGGACCCAUACGGUGUCUCCACUCUGAAAUUAUCAUGGGAUAUUACAGCAAAGUGGGUUUUUUUUAUCCUGAACCUGGCUUCCUCAUUUUUCUCAAUAGGCAGGGGUGAUGGUUCUCAAUGCCUUACCAUCCGGCACACCUACUGCACCGUCAAUGACAAUGAUUAUUUAAGACCUUUCGAUUUAUUCAGAUUUUUUUACAUGGCCCUGCCCAAGGCACUGUUCCACAAAUGA